UUUAAAAUUCUUUUUAUCGUCUGCAAGUAUAUAUUGCCGUGUCAGUAAUUUCACGAGAGCUAAAGCUUUAAAAUAAAUAUUUUUCGGGCAAGCAAUAUUAUUUUAUUUUUUUUAAAACAUAGAUUUUUCUCAAAAAAUGUGGAUUAAAAUUUUAAAAAUUCUCAUUUUCACUUCAUUGAACCCAUGGUUUAAUUUAUUGGCUGAAGGAAAUUCAGAAAUUCCAAUUCAUGACGUCAAUUGGUUAGUUGGUAUCUAUUCACAAUCUGUAUUAAACCCGAAGUUAUUUUAUUACAAGUGUCAAGGUAUUGUAAUUCAUUACAAAGUCGUUCUUGCUCCUUCAUCAUGCCUAGACAGUGAUCUUCCUAAUAUGGAUUAUGUAAUACGUGUUUACCAUUGGGCACUUGAUCAAAAAUCAACAAGUCCUUCAAAUUUCAAAUCAUAUCGAGUGCUGAAAAUUUAUCACUAUUCAAUGUCAAAUAGUAAUAACUACAAACAAAGAUCAAAUAGUUUAUCAUUUUUACUUAUUGAAAAAAAUUUACCCUUUGUGUUAUACUAUCCAUUUGAUGGUCAAGAUAUAAUAGAUACAAUCGAUAGUAAGAAAUGUGUUAUUGUCCAUAUGAAAAAUACAAAUGAAGCUAUUCCUAUAAAGCAGUAUAACGCAUUUAUACAAGAUAAUAAUUAUAACGAUAAAUUAUUUAAAGAUAUAAGUGUCUCUGAUUCAAAUUACUUUAUACAAGUCAAAACAGAUAAAUUUUUUUGCAAUGAUUAUGAAGGAGGUACGUUGUUUUGUGGAAGUCAACAUACGCCAGGAAAAUAUCUCCUAACAGGGCUUUUAAUGAAUAAUGACGGCUGUAAUUCACUGCAUAUUAAAAUUAAGGAGUACACAAAAAUAAUAUUGGAUUAUCUUUAUGUGGUAGACAAUUAUUGGAGAACAGAUAAAUUCGAUGCAGUUCCAUCUCCACAGGAAGUUAGUGUUAAAUUUGAUGAUUCCGGUUCAUAGAAUUAUAACUGAUAAAAAAAAUGGAAUAAUUACACAAACUAAAUAUUUUUAUUGCAAUAUUAUUUAUUUGCAUUAUAAUCCUUUGUCUCAUUAGAAUAAGAAUACAAAAAAAAAAAAUAUAUAUAUAUAUAUAUAUAUAAAUGUAUAUUUAUAAUAGAAUUAAUCACAGGUUAAUUGGUGAGCACGACACAAAAAUUUAAAUAUACGAAUUUGCUAAGAAAGAGAUUUUUUUUUACAUAUUGUUGAUCGUGCUUUAAAUGUAUAUUGGAGUAAUUAUUAUAAGUACGUUAAUUAUUAGAAUCUUCGGAAAGGUCCACCAGGAUUUUGGUUGUAUUGGCGAUUAUUGUAUUGCUCUUCUUGGUACUGGCCUUCAUUACUGGGUGGAAGUGAAGCAAUUGCACGCUGGAUUGCUUCUGGGAUUGGGGGUGGAGUCGGAAUAUGAGCACCUGUUGCAUGGAAUCCAGUUUCGUCGGCGUAAUACUCUACUGUUAUUGGCGUGCCAUCAGGUGCUACAUAAGAGUAACGUCCUUGGACAACCUAUAGGAUCAAAAUGAAUUUUUUUUUUUUUUCCCAAAAAUUAGACAAAAAUAUUUAUAAUUUAUUUCAAUAUUUACUUCAGCUUGUCCGUCUGGAGUGGCAACACCUUUAGGACUUCCGCUUUCAGACACCGAUAUUCCGUUAUCAGUUUCGUAACUAAAUUGAUAUGAACCAUCGGGUGAUGAAUCUUGAGAUUGACUACGGAUUGGAAUUAUUGGUCCACUUGGUCUAUUGUUCAAAUUAAACAUUCAAAAAAAUUUUAUCAUGAAGCAAAAGACUAAAACUGUAACAUUAAAAAUUUUUUCUACUCAAUAAAUAUAUGUUAAAAUUACCUGAAUUGAUUUUGUGGUUGAUACUGAGGCUGCUGAGGUUGGAACUGGGGUGGAAAUUGCGGCUGCGGUUGUGGAAUCGGGUAUGGCUUUGGGGUAAUAGCAGGUUUUGGAAACGGCCGAAAACCACCGCCGUACUGAGCGAAUGCGCAGCUAAUGAUAGCAAAGCUAAUGAU
Molecule: messenger RNA, 2042 nt
Organism: Microplitis mediator
Lineage: Eukaryota; Metazoa; Arthropoda; Insecta; Hymenoptera; Braconidae
Exons: 4
Coding region: 137-1000 (287 amino acids)
Source: RefSeq, a predicted model, not a curated record